GGAGAGAAAAGGAGAAAAUCAGAGAGUGCCGUACGUUCUCGCCAUUAUCUGUUCGAUACCAAUCCCGUUAAAUUCAAUCCAUUUUCGAGUCGAUUCGUGCGGAUUCCGCCAGAUUGGGACCCGGAAGGCACCGGCGAUCUUCCGGUCGUCGCGGCGUCCGAUUUGGUGCGGGUUUCUGCUAGAUAGCCCGCGUCCUGACGCCGCUUCUGUUUCAGGAUAAGAUGGCGCCGCCGCGGGGCGACUACGACGAGCAAGAUCGCCGAGCGGGGAAAGGCACCGAGGUGUUCGUCGGCGGGCUGCCGCGGUCGGCGACGGAAAGCACGCUCCGGGAGGUAUUUUCUCCUUGUGGAGAGAUCGUUGAUGUCCGUAUAAUGAAAGAUCAGAAUGGCCUUCCAAAGGUCUAGUACAACUGGAUAUGGUUUUGUGCGGUUUGCAAAGAGGGAAUAUGCUAAUACAGCUAAAAGGCAAAAGAAUGGUAUCGAGCUUCAAGGAAAGAGGCUUGCUGUUGAUCUUUCAAUGGAUCAAGAUACACUUUUCUUUGGAAACCUUUGCAAAGAGUGGACUUCAGAAGAAUUUGAAGAAUUGAUUCACAAGACAUUCAAAGAUGUAGUUUCGGUUGACCUUGCAAUGGCUUCAAAUCAUGGUUCGUCAAGCAAAAGGCAUGUAAAUCGAGGUUUUGCAUUUGUGCGGUUUUCUUCUCACUCAGCAGCGGCACGUGUAAUCCGUAUCGGUUCCAGAACAGAUUUUAUGCUUGGCGAUAUUUUGCAUCCAGCGAUAAAUUGGGCUGAUAAGGAGUCUAAUGUUGAUGCUGACGAAAUGGCCAAGGUUAAGACUGCUUUUGUUGGGAAUCUGCCAGCAAAUGUUAAUGAGGAAUACUUGAGAAAACUUUUUGAACAGUUUGGGAAGGUAAUACGGGUUGCUAUCUCAAGAAAAGGACAAUGCCCAGUUGGAUUUGUUCACUUUGCCAGUCGCUUGGAGCUGGACAAUGCUAUAAAAGAAAUGGAUGGUGAAACAGUGAGAGGACCUGAUCGAGGACCGGCUUUCAAGAUCCAGGUGUCAGUUGCUCGACCUGCAGUAGACAAUGAGAAGAAGCGAUCUCAUGAAGAAGUGAAAACUAGAAGAUCAAAUGUAUCAGGAGACAGGCCAGAUUAUUCUUAUGGAAGACAUGGACAUGAUUCAUUUGAUCGUCAAGUGAAAGCUCCAAGAUUAUCUAAAUAUGUGGAUGAUGCCUCUGACCCCUAUGAAUCAGCUAUUGCUUCACUACCUUCAGCUGCCAAGGAAGUCUUGCUUCGAAUUCUACGUCUGGGAAUUGGUACCCAAUAUGACAUUGACAUCCAUUGUGUAAAAAAUCUCAAUGAGCUUCCUGAGUCAUCUGCUGUGGCUGUCCUUAAUCAGUUUUUGAUAUCUGGUAGAGAUAAACGCAAUAAAGGAGAUUAUUUUGCUUCCUUGAUUGCUAAGCACCAGGCUGAGGCCUAUGGCUUAGCACACACAUUACAUGGUACUACUUAUUUGCCGAGAAAUCCUGAAAUGCAUGGCAAACGAUACCCACAUGAAGAUUACGAUUACAUGGCACCCGGGAGCAGUAGAUACAACUCAGGCCAUCUUCCUUCAUCAUAUUACAUAGAUGAUCCACCAGUGUCUCAGUCAAGGAUUAGAAGAUAUGGCGAAGAAAGAUCCACCAUUGUGAGAAACUCGGAACCACGACACGAUGAAGUAGACAUCAGAAGAUACCCUGAACCAAGAUUAGCCCAUGAAUCAAGGCAUAACACUGGAAAGCAUCUUGAUCGAAGAUACAUACAAGAACAGAGUUUAAGUAUUGAAAGAUCAGCUGAAGAAUCUGUUCUGUCUAGGGAAAGGAGAUUCCUGCCUGCUGCAGGGUACGGCACGGACUUAGUCUCGGAUUACCGGUCCAGGUCGCCUGCUGAAUAUUCAGCAGAACGCCAACAAGUAAGGUUUGAUCCCUUCACAGGGGAGCCCUACAAGUUUGAUCCCUUCACUGGGGAGCCCAUCAGGCCAGAACCAAAUCAGCGGCACUCAGGAAGCCUGUACUGAUUUGAGUGGUUGAAGCAGCACUGAACAUGCCAGAUAAGACCAUGCUCCUGAAACAAAGCUAGAUCUGGAUAUGCACUUCUUAUCUGCUAAGUGCUUCUGUGUGCUGUUGCUUCUGGCCUACAGAUAGUGGGUCCCGAGCUCGAAUUCGUGUUCCAAUAGCAUGCUUUAUUUAUGUUUGAUGAGCCAUCUUGGCAGUUAAAUGUCCGGGGAAUUUUUGUGCCAGUGUCGCUAAAUAUUAUGUUUGAUAGAACAUCCAAGAAUUUUUUUUUGAUAGAUUAAUUAAAACUCAGCAACAUGAACUGGGAAAACUAUGCUUUUGUUGGUA
This is a messenger RNA of Panicum hallii, 2377 nucleotides long. RefSeq lists its product as uncharacterized. Gene Ontology annotation, cellular component: nucleus. The transcript is spliced from 17 exons. The record is from RefSeq and is a predicted model, not a curated record. The coding region runs from base 385 to 2052 and encodes 555 amino acids. Gene Ontology annotation, molecular function: mRNA binding. Lineage: Eukaryota; Viridiplantae; Streptophyta; Magnoliopsida; Poales; Poaceae.